Molecule: messenger RNA, 291 nt
Organism: Nezara viridula (southern green stink bug)
Lineage: Eukaryota; Metazoa; Arthropoda; Insecta; Hemiptera; Pentatomidae
Source: the annotation of a GenBank genome assembly
AUGGGAACAUCGACGAGACUCGUAGGACCGGUUGUAGCUCCAUUCAUGUCCCGUCCAUUGACUCCUUCCGCAACCUGCAUUGUUUAUAGUAUACUCUGGGCUUUUCCCGUACUACGAACCGUUAAAAAAGCACUUUUCCAGUUUCGCUAUAUUGCCAUACAUCCGAUGAUGUAUGAAUCAAUCGCCAAUUACCCGAGGCGAAAGAUCUGUGACGAGAAGUGUGAAUCUAAAAAAAAUCUUGACGGACCGGAUUUGAGGAGUUCGGUAGUUUGGAAACCCCUAGCCUUAUGA